Phyllopteryx taeniolatus (common seadragon) is the source of this 1928-nucleotide messenger RNA. RefSeq names its product tripartite motif containing 55b (gene trim55b). The coding region runs from base 194 to 1330 and encodes 378 amino acids. Gene Ontology annotation, molecular function: zinc ion binding. The transcript has 8 exons. Lineage: Eukaryota; Metazoa; Chordata; Actinopteri; Syngnathiformes; Syngnathidae. The record is from RefSeq and is a predicted model, not a curated record.
GGCAUUGACGUGAGUGCAGUAGCUUCUAAAAACAGACGUGACACCAGCAGCAAGAGAGAGAGGAGCAACACACCCGGACAAAAGCCGCAGAGGCCUAGUACUUUUGGGGCCUAAUGUUAUUUUCAUAACACAAUAUUUUUCUGACGUUAACCAACUCUUAUUUUUUGUUCAGUCUGGGUGCGUGACGAACACCAUGGAGAAUUUGGAGAAGCAGCUCAUUUGCCCCAUAUGCCUAGAAAUGUUUACAAAGCCUGUAGUCAUCCUGCCCUGCCAGCACAACCUCUGCAGGAAAUGCGCCAACGACGUCUUCCAGGCCUCCAACCCGUACCUGCCGACCAGCCGGAGCGGCUCGUUGGCGUCCGGCGGCCGCUUCCGGUGUCCAUCCUGCAGGCACGAGGUGGUCCUGGACCGCCACGGCGUCUACGGGCUGCAGCGGAACCUGCUGGUGGAGAACAUCAUCGACAUGUUCAAGCAAGAAUCCAGCAGCAGCAGCGCGCCGGCGCCCGAGCGCAAGGAGGCGACGUCGCCCAUGUGCGACGUCCACAAAGACGAAAAGAUCAACAUCUACUGCUUGAGCCACAAUGUGCCCACGUGCUCCAUGUGCAAGGUGUUUGGUACGCACAAGGACUGUCAGGUGGAGCCCAUCAGCAGCAUCUACCAGACCAAGAAGACAGAGCUGAACGACGGCAUCGCCAUGAUGCUGGGCAACAACGACAGGUUGCAAGGCAUCAUCAGUCAACUGGAGGAGGCCUGUCGCGCCGUCGAGGAGAACAGUCGACGUCAGAAGAACCUGGUGUGCGAGAAGUUCGACCAGCUGUACACCAUCCUGGAGGACAAGAAGCGCGACAUGAGUCUCAAGGUGACGGCCGAGCAGGAGGAGAAGGACAGCUACAUCAGGGGCCUGACCAGGAAGUACGGAGAUCACCUGGAGGAGAGCUGCAAGAUCGUGGAGAAGGGCUUGGAGAUCAUGGAGGAGCAAGAGAUGGCCGUCUUCCUGCAGAACACAAAACCUCUCCUCAAACAACUAGCAGAAGCAUGUAGCACAUCCCACCUGGAGAAAGUAGAGCGAGGCUACGAGGACAUGGAUCACUUCACCGCCGACUUCCGGCAGGAGCGCAAGGUGUUGGGCAGCAUCGACUUCCUCCAAGACGACGAAGAUGACGAGGAGGAGGAUGAGGAUGAAGCGGCGGGGGUGGCGCAAGUAGAGGCGGCGGCGCCUGCAACCGCCGCGCCUAGCACGGCCGCCGGCUCUUCCGCGCCGCUGCUUCCAGCCGCGAGCCCGCAGACAAAUCCCGUUCCCGCCGCAGCCAAGAGCGCGGCGUCCACCUAGAGUCAGUCAGGAUACUUUUGGGGCAAAAGUGACAAAGGUAAACCACGAAGAAAGCACAAUGACUGAACUUUUACCCCCUUGUGUUUUCUGUGCAUUUUCCCCAUGCUUGUGGAGCAUUCAUUCAUGUUUUUAAUACUUUAAAGGACACCUUUAGAAAACACACAACCAUGUAGUUUAAAAAAAAACCAACUAACUUUAUUAGUAGGAAAUAACUAACAGGCCCUAUGAUAUUUCAAUAUUCCACAUCAUCCUCAAGCCCUUGAAGGUUAUUAAAAAUGAAUUGUGAAAGCACAUCUGGGUCUUCACUAGAUGAACAAUACUUCAAUUCUACUAGGUACAGUGGUGCCUUGAGAUAUGAGUUGAAUUCAUUUCAUGACCGCGCUCGGAACUCAAAACACUCAUAUCUCAAACCAUCAUUCCCAAACGAAAUGAAUGGAAAUGACAUUAAUCCGUUCCAGCUUCCACCCAAAAAAUAAAAUAAUUUUGUAAUGUGUUUUUUAAUUGAAAAAAAAUAGCACUAUAUAAUAUUUUUCUUUCUAAAAACAUAUAGUAAUGACAUGAUUCAAUAAAAUGUGAAGAAAUAAAACCGUUUUUCUCA